Molecule: messenger RNA, 3292 nt
Organism: Ricinus communis (castor bean)
Lineage: Eukaryota; Viridiplantae; Streptophyta; Magnoliopsida; Malpighiales; Euphorbiaceae
Product: BTB/POZ domain-containing protein At5g48800
Exons: 4
Coding region: 1222-3054 (610 amino acids)
Molecular function (GO): protein binding
Source: RefSeq, a predicted model, not a curated record
GGUUUUACUUCAAGAUUUAUACAAUUCUUAGGAAAGAUAGUAUCAUCCAAUUAAUUUAAAGCUUAGGGGUACUUUGUCUAGUUGAAUUUUAAGUUUUUAUAGAAAUAAUAGAAUUGAGAUAACAUCGUAUUGCUUUUCUUCUUAUUUUGUGUUAUUUUCAUUUUCAAUAUAAUAAAUUUUAAUUUUUUGAUUUAGAGUUUUUUUUUUAUCAUAGGAAGAUGAUAUGGAGAUUCGAACUUUAGACCUUUACCCGAGCCGCGCAGGGCUUUUCCAUUUCAAAAUAUACGAGCGAUCUCACUUUUUUUUUUAAUAAUUAUUUUUUGAGUUGAAUUAAGUUUAUUUUUAAAUUUCAGUACAAGAUUAUUAAAUUUUUCAAGAAAAAUAGUAUAAUCAAGUUAAAUUAGCUAAAAUUUAAGUGUUCAUAGAAGUAAUAAAGUCGAGAUGAUUGAUUUUGUACCGAUCGGACUGCAUUUCUUCUUAUUUAUGUUAUUUUCAAUUUGAAUGCAAUAGGUUUCAACUUUCUGAUUGGUUGCGCUUUUCUGAUGUUCCAAUUGAUGGUUACGGGGACAAAAAGUCGGUUUAACUGCAAGAAAGAGAAAGGGUAAAAUGAAUGUGCAAAAUGUCUCAAUGUAAACAACUCAUUUUGUUCCCGCUUUUUUUUUUUUUUUUUUCUUUCCUUUCUUUCUUUCUUUCUUUCUUUUUUCUCCUUUCCUGCUUUCUUUUGACUUUAUCAGCAAAACAAAAAGUUAAAGGACGAAAGCUGAGCCUUUUUUUAAGCUUAGCCAUAGUAAUGGCCAAAACCCAAAAACCAGCAAUAAGUAACGUAGGCAAUAGAGACAGUUCUUUCACUUUUCUUUUCUCUUUUGUAGUAUAACAGAAUGAUUUGAUUUGGGUAUAUAAUAAAUCUGAUUGAAAAAUCACAAUCACAGCAAGAAAAAAAAGAAAAUGAAAGGAAAAGAAAGGGGGUAGUAUGACCCACAAAGGGAGAAAGCAGGGGAGGCCCAUUGCCUUUGGACAGUUGCAAUCUAUUGUUUUUGUAGAUCACUUGUGUUUGGCAAAAAUGGCCAAAGAAGAAGUUCAACUGCAGCAAUAUCUCCGACUGUGUCCCUUUCUCUCUCUUCAUUUCUUUCCCUUAACCCCACUUCCUUUCUCUCCUUUCUCCUACAUUCACAUUCUAGUUUUCCUUUCUCUGCUUUCGUUCUUGAGUUUUUCUUCACUUCCAUGGAGAAACAGCAGCAGCAACAGCUGUCAUUAGCUAAGUGUUCCAGGCAGAGAUGCAAUGAAUGGAUUUUUCGAGAUGUCCCAAGUGAUAUUACAAUAGAAGUGAGUGGAGGGACUUUUGCGUUACAUAAGUUCCCUCUAGUCUCUCGCAGCGGAAGAAUACGAAAGUUGGUAGCAGAACAUAGAGAUGCUGAUAUCUCAAGGGUGGAGCUUCUUAAUCUGCCGGGAGGACCAGAGACAUUUGAGUUGGCUGCAAAAUUCUGUUAUGGAAUUAACUUUGAAAUUACAUCUACAAAUGUUGCUCAACUGUGUUGUGUUUCUGAUUAUCUUGAAAUGACUGAAGAGUUUUCUAAAGACAAUCUUGGUUCUCGUGCCGAAGAAUACGUGGAGAGUAUAGUUUGCAAGAACCUUGAGAUGUGUGUUGAAGUUUUGCAGCAGUGUGAGAAUCUGCUCCCUCUUGCUGAUGAGCUGAAAAUUGUUAGCCGUUGCAUAGAUGCAAUCGCUUCAAAGGCUUGUGCAGAACAAAUUGCGUCGAGCUUUUCCCGUUUAGAGUAUAGCAGCUCUGGGAGACUUCACAUGAACAAGCAAGCCAAAUGUGAGGGUGACUGGUGGAUAGAAGAUCUCUCUAUUCUUCGGAUUGACCUGUAUCAAAGAGUCAUGACAGCCAUGAAAUGUCGUGGGGUUCGUCCUGAGAGUAUUGGAGCGUCACUUGUGAAUUAUGCUCAGAAGGAAUUGACAAAGAAAUCCAGCUUAUGGAACCCAUCUAGUGGGACAAAAGUUGAUCUGGUUUCAACAGGGCAUGAGAGGCUUGUGGUCGAGACAAUUGCUAACCUCUUGCCAGUUGAGAAACUUGCUGUUCCAAUCAGCUUCUUGUUUGGUCUUUUGCGAAGUGCAGUGAUGCUUGAUUGCACCAUUGCUUGUAGACUUGAUCUAGAGAGGCGAAUUGGUUCGCAGUUGGAUAUUGCAACUCUCGAUGAUCUUCUGAUCCCAUCCUUUCGGCAUGCAGGAGAUACCUUGUUUGAUGUUGACACAGUUCAUAGGAUCUUGGUAAAUUUCUCACAGCAAGAUGAUAGUGAAGAUGACAUGGAAGAUGCUUCUGUUUUUGAAUCUGAUAGUCCUCAUUCACCAUCUCAAACUGCAUUGUUUAAAGUGGCAAAAUUAGUGGACAAUUAUCUUGCUGAAAUUGCUCCUGAUGCCAACCUCAAGCUUUCCAAGUUCAUGGUCAUUGCAGAGACUUUACCAUCGCAUGCACGUACUAUACACGACGGACUAUAUCGAGCAAUCGACAUUUAUCUAAAAGCUCAUCAGGGUUUAUCAGAUUCUGACAGGAAGAAGCUAUGCAAGCUGAUCGAUUUCCAAAAGCUCUCACAAGAAGCUGGGGCACAUGCUGCACAGAAUGAACGCCUCCCCCUCCAAGCUAUUGUUCAAGUUCUCUAUUUUGAACAAAUAAGACUACGAAACGCACUAUGCUGCCCCUAUGGUGAUGAAGACCACAAACCAAUGCAUCAGUCAUGGAGGAUCAGCAGUGGUGCACUCAGUGCAGCAAUGUCUCCACGGGACAACUAUGCAUCACUGAGGCGAGAAAACCGAGAGUUGAAACUUGAGUUAGCUCGAUUAAGAAUGAGAUUAAAUGAUCUAGAGAAAGAACAUGUUUGUAUGAAGAGAGAGAUGCAAAAGUCUCAUUCUCGAAAAUUCAUGAGUUCUUUCUCAAAGAAAAUUGGUAAACUGAGCUUCUUUGGGCAUAGUUCUUCUAGGGGAUCAAGUUCUCCCUCGAAGAAUUCUCAUAGAACAGAUUCUAGAGUGAUUGAACGAACAUGUGCCAGCACUGAUUAGGCAAUUCAAGCUAUCCCAGAUUUUUUUUGAUCAGCAACUACGAGCCAUGAUCUUGUUGACUUCUAAAAAUGUUUCCUUUAGGCCCCUUUUACAUGAUAUAUGAUGGUUGUUUAGCACCAGUAGGGGGUUCUUGUUUGUGAGUCAUGGCCUUUUGGAGAGUACAACUUUGAUAUAAUUUGAAAUGUUAUAUGUAAGAUUUGUUUUGAAUCUUGUAUAUAUGAAAGAAUUGUUAGUUUUA